This is a messenger RNA of Microstroma glucosiphilum, 750 nucleotides long. RefSeq lists its product as hypothetical. The record is from RefSeq and is a predicted model, not a curated record. NCBI's taxonomy places the organism in Eukaryota, Fungi, Basidiomycota, Exobasidiomycetes, Microstromatales, Microstromataceae. The annotation marks the transcript as partial. The transcript has a single exon.
UACUACAACCCAGCCAAUGGUGGUGGUCAUAUGCUGACUAUCGUCCCGGAGCUAGACGUCGGGGAGCCGAUCAAUAUCAUCGUCAGCGGUCGCAGCUCGCGCUCGGUCCUCACCCCCGUAGGUUUCCUCCUCUGGGCCACUUCCAUCAACUAUGGUGUCUCCUGCCUCGGCUCCUCGGACAUCGGCACAGUUCAGUCUGCCAAUUUGGGUGAUGGAUUUGGUCCAAGACCUCAAGGAAGUGAUGGUGAAGGUAUCAAUGGUGUGUUGCGAUACAACUAUGGCUCGCCCUACUUUGGCACUUGCAAAGAGACUUUUGAUGGUGGAAGUCACAUGCGCUGGUUCAUCCAGAACGGCAGCGACGCCGAUUCGUCGGCAAUCUUCCUCGCGGCUUCUACCGAGCUUCCCCUGGCGUACGGACACGACAUUGCACAGAAUGGAUACAACAUCGGUCGAGAUGAGAUCGUGGGCAAUGCGACGAACCCCGAGGGUACGUCGUGGGAGGGCAACACCUACAACACUACGGUCAUUUGGGUCCCGGCGGGACUGCUGCUCAAUGCCACGAGCGACGGAGUCAACCAUCCCAACGUCGCAUUGCCAGGACAGCCAGCACAGGACGGUAGGGUCGCCGUACUGACCAUUACCCAGCUCGACGGGUCCGCGAGCCAGGUCGAGAUUGCCAACGGUGCUCGACGUACUGGCCAUGCGGGAGUCGCUCUGCUCUUCACACUCCUCGCCGCUGGAUUGUUGUUG